Molecule: messenger RNA, 711 nt
Organism: Neurospora tetraspora
Lineage: Eukaryota; Fungi; Ascomycota; Sordariomycetes; Sordariales; Sordariaceae
Exons: 2
Coding region: 1-711 (236 amino acids)
Source: RefSeq, a predicted model, not a curated record
AUGGACAAGCUCCCGCAAGAAGCAGUUGACGCCAUCGCGGCCUACCUGUUCCCAUUCCUGGCAGCGGAACGUGAAGCCAACAGCGUUUGGUUUUCUUUCGGUGACUCGCCGCAAAGGCGGAAUUCGUUCAGCGCAGGCCCCUACGCCACAAUAUCAGCGUCGUGGCAGCGCGCGGUUGAGUCCCUGACCUUCCACAAGCUAACGCUCCUCACGCGAGCUGACGUCUUCUACGCAGAGGAGUGUCUGAGAGGCAACACACAUCGCCGGUCGCGCGUCUUCUACAUCAGAUACGACAUCAACAUCGAGUGGUCAGCGAGAACAGCGCACCUAUACACCUGGAGAGACCAUCAGAUUGCAUAUGAGUUUCGCAAGAUGAUUGAGUUCAUCAACCGCUUGUGGCCAGCCACCACCGACCCUGCCCUCCCAGUCUCUCCUCUUGGCCUCCUUGUCAACCUAGCCGGAAUGAAUCAAUGGGGCGACGUGAAUGAAGACCUGGAACGUGGUCUCACUGAAGCACCAUCAAGGAUGAAGGAGCUACCAGCGUGCCCGGCAGUGACCUCUCUCGACAUUAUGUACGAGAAGAACACAAACACCCGGGGGGUGUGGAGACCGGGAGUUGAUACCUAUCAUGGUAUAGGAACAACGAGCGUUCGGCCUACAUGGCUCGUGGAGAUUGCGCCCAAGUUUCCUUCCCUUCGCAAGGGAGCUUGA